Pocillopora meandrina is the source of this 1870-nucleotide messenger RNA. Lineage: Eukaryota; Metazoa; Cnidaria; Anthozoa; Scleractinia; Pocilloporidae. The record is from the annotation of a GenBank genome assembly.
GUUAAAAUUUUAACCCAUUAAAAACCGUUUAUUUUCCUAAACUCAUCAGUUAGAACAAGCCUUUCUUCACUACGAGGAAGGAAUAUAAGGGAGGAGAUCAUCAAUUCCUGUGCGCGACAUUUUCUUGUCUAUCUAUCGAUACAAUUCGUAAAUAUCUGAGUCAGGUUUGUUCCAUUACUGAAAAGCCAUGAAGCUUGUCUUGUUCAUCGUUGUUGUGAUUAUUUGCUUCUUCGCUCAUUCCAUCUCCGCCCAUGGCAAUGUGAGCAUGAGAUCUAAUGUAAAUCUCUUUAAAUGACAAGUUUGUAAAACCAAAGCAUACGGUCGACCAUUUGCAAGUUGUAUACCACAUUGAAUUCGUAUGAACAAGAAUCUUGCGAGUGUGUAAAUAAGAAUCUGCUCUGAACAUCAAAAACAUCAUGAUAAGAUAUUUAAUUUUGAUUUUUGUUUUCAUUUAGGGAAUACCUCAAUGUUUGCCUGCAUUAGCAGCCUAUCUCCAUGGCCAAGAGGCAUCGCUGCAAAUUGUUAAGAACGACCUACAAAAGACGAAGCAACAGCUACAGCAAGCGAUUGGUAGGUUUGCACUCCUCUGCCGCGAAUGUUCAGCAGAUCAUGCAUAUUUUUAUAUUACUCGCCGUAGAAUUGAUGUUCUUCCUAAUUAGAAUCAUUCGAUUAAUUCAGGGCCUGCUGUUGAGGAAAGGACGACGAAUUGGUAAAUAGUGAUGGUGCAUUAAAAAGGGAAAGUUAAGUUUUAAGAAUUUAAAGUUUUUAAAAACAAAGAACUAAAUUGCGAAAAAAAAAGGACCAAACAAUCAAACAAAACCAUCCCAACACUUCUACCUCCUGCACAAUUGCCUUAGCUUCUAACCCCGAUGAGCUUUGCUUAAAGGUGGAAUCCACUAAGUCAACAAGUAUUUUCUCGACAUAAACGAGCACAUCAUUCAUGUCACUUAAAAUGAGCCUCCCUAACCAAUAGUCGCCUAGUUUAAAGAGUCACUAAGUUUAGCCUCAGAUUACACUGAGACAGGAGCUCAUUGAUUAGAGUGCAAAAAUUCGCGACAAUUUUAGUUCUCACCCAAAAGUAUACUACACAUCCUUGGCAAAUCCAAGGUUCACAUUGCCAGCUGGGAUCUAUGUGUCUCGAUGUUCUGAGUAACGUUUCCACCUUUUAUAGUGUCUACAGGUUUUAUUACUUUGAGCGACUGUAAAACAGUUGUUCGGUAGGAAAUUGAAGACAAAAGAGGCAAUAACACACACAAAAGGAAAUAACAAUGAAAACUGAAAAGAAUUAAGAAGAAUUUAGCUGAUUGCAAAUGACGAACUUAAAAGCGUGAUUUUACUCUAAAUUUUUGAAGAUUCACAAAUAGUAAAGUAUCCCCUACAACUGUCUCUUAGUUUACCUUUACACCUCCUUCCAAACACUUAAAAAGCUUUCUGCUAAAACAGCGCGAGAGAACUACUUCUUCCCGCACGAUUUACGUACAUUAUUAACCGAGCAAAUUCUGUUUCCUUCUUGUAGGCAAAUGGCCUCCAGGCCACUAUUGCAUUCUCGCCAAAGGACCAUGUCCGGCGGGCUUCUUUCGCUCCUCCGGUUACAUGCGAGCACUGAAGAUAUAUGCUGCCAGUAACACCUAUAUCACUCCGGUCACGUUUGGGGACAGCAAGAUAACGUGUCAUGGUCCCUGCGGUAAGUAUGGACAAUGGAUUGGAGAGUUGUACAUCACAGCGUGCUGCAAGUAAUGGAGGAAGUAGACCACCUACCACAGCAACAUUACCUGCCCCAAGUAGUUUAAAAAGCGAGCGCAGCCAUUGUGCUGCAUCAGACCGUUGGAUUAGCCUUGUUAGGUGUCUGUGAUGAUCAAUAAAAGGCGUG